This is a messenger RNA of Physella acuta, 1330 nucleotides long. RefSeq lists its product as uncharacterized. NCBI's taxonomy places the organism in Eukaryota, Metazoa, Mollusca, Gastropoda, Physidae. The record is from RefSeq and is a predicted model, not a curated record.
UUGUCUUCUGUUUUCGGAAACAGUUCUCUUGCUUACGGAUCUAAGUUAUCUUUCGACCAAAACCCAUCUUACGAAAACCAUCGACCAAAAUCCGUCGAACGGUACACAACCAUCAUGAAAGUUUGCGUCGUUUUUGGUCUAUCAAUGUUGGUGGUUGUAGCACUAGCUGAACAAAAUGAAACUGCAAGACUGCCUGAUAGGCCUACCUAUCUAACGGACACUGUGAUAAAUAUAGCCUCUAGUUGGCUUGGAUUAUUGCCACAAUCUAGGGGACCCUUCGGAAUGGACGAUAUGAAGAGCAAGUCUACUGGUCUUGCUGUAAAGAGUCUAGACCCCGUAUUGAAAAGUCAAGACUUGAUUGAUAUUGCCAAGUUUGUCACCAAUAAUUUUUGGAGACUACCUGAUACCUAUCUAACGGACGCUGUGAUAAAUAUAGCCUCUAGUUUGUUUGGAUUAUUGCCACAAUCUAGGGGACCCUUCGGAAUGGACGAUAUGAAGAGCAAGUCUACUGGUCUUAGCUCUCAACUAAACUAUGUCAGUGGAACUUUUGGAAAAAAAUCAAAUGCAGCAAAUAAGGAAGAGCAUAAACCAUUAGACCCAGUUGGAUAUAACUCAUUACGAGAUGUGAACGACAGAGCACAAGAUGAAGCGCCUCCUUUCACGCUAUCCAACAGGACAAUCCUCUUACUCAUGGGACAAUUUGCCUAUCAAAUGUCGAUACCCGUAGAUAGACUGAGAGUAAAGUUGGCACACGUCAAAACUGCUGUCACGACUCUAGUCUCUGAAUUCAAAUUUCCAGACUUUCUUGCUUUUGCCAAGGGAUUCACCAGCAAUUGGGGGUGUGAACGCUUCAUACCAAAUAUUAUACCUAAAGCUACUUUCAAAAUUGAAAAGUGUGUCCAGUAUAUGGCUGAUGUCGUCAACUUUAAAACCUGCCCUCCAUCUGAGGCUGGCGAAGAGGAAAAUCAAGAGGAGGAAGCUGUGGAUAUUAAAGAGGACCCAACCGACGUAAACGAGGCAGCGAAAACCUGGCACGACGUUCCCCAGUUUUCUUACAUGAAAAGCAUGCUAAAUCUGGGCAAGAAGUUUUUGGAUAGAGUCGACUGUGAGAAGCCGACGACCCGAUCAGCUUUGAUGAAGGGUAAAAUCUUGUGCGAAGAGACUCUGGUCGACGCUAUCAACAAUUACGCCUGCACAUAGGAGGAGGACUUCGAAAACAGAAACGAAGUUCAAGAAACCAAGUUUCAAAUUUUAUCUUUUUUUUUUUAACUUUCUGCUAUACAAUUUAGGUUUCUAGUUCUUUCGGUGUAACACGACUAACCUUGGAACU